AUGGCUCCUUCUGCUACUACCACCGUUACCGAGACUGUGACUCUGCCACAGCACCUUAAGACCCCUCGGGGCUUCGGCGCAUACAAGGAGAUAGCUCCUACUAAGUACGACAAAGAAGUCGAGGAGGGCAAGACAGGACUCAAGGCAGCCAAGUAUCCCAACUAUCUUCCAACAUGGAACCCUGAGCAGAAGUAUGGACCUCUCGGGCCAUUUGAGCACUACGAGCACGGCAAGGAUGCCGAUACCUCGUUCCCGGAACUCCUCCCCGAGGGCUCCGAAGUCACGCACCUAACCCCGACCAUCGGAACUGAGGUCCGUGGGGUGCAGCUCAGCACCCUGAGCAACGCUGGCAAGGACCAACUCGCGCGAUUCGUCGCCGAGCGCAAGGUCGUCGCAUUCCGCGCACAGGACUUUGCGGACCUGCCCAUCGCAGAGGCGCUUGAGUUCGGUGGGUACUUCGGACGUCAUCACAUCCACCCGACGUCGGGUAGUCCCGAAGGACACCCCGAAGUGCAUCUCGUGCACCGCGGCGAGGGAGACAAGGGCCAUGAGACUUUCUUCGAGAACCGGACAAGCUCCGUCGCUUGGCACAGUGACGUCAGCUACGAGCGACAGCCUCCUGGAACCACUUUCCUGUACAUCCUUGACAAGCCUGAGACCGGCGGCGACACGCUGUUCGUUAACGCCGUUGAGGCGUAUAACCGUCUAAGCCCGCUAUUCCAGGAGCGUCUGCAUGGAUUGGAGGCUACGCACUCAGGUAUCGAACAGGCAAAUGCGUCGAAUGCGAGGGGCGGAAUUCGCAGACGUGAGCCUGUGGUGAAUGCUCACCCAAUUGUCCGCACGCACCCCGCUACAGGCGAGAAGGCGCUAUAUGUGAAUCCUCAGUUCACCCGUGACAUUGUCGGCCUCAAGAAGGAAGAAUCUGACGCCAUUCUGAAAUUCCUGUACGACCAUCUCGCAUACGGCGCUGACUUCCAGGCGCGCGUCAAGUGGGAGGAGGGAACCGUCGUGGUUUGGGAUAACAGAGUUACACAACACUCGGCGCUGCUUGACUGGAAGAGUGGACAGCGCAGGCAUCUCGCCCGUAUCACACCCCAGGCUGAGAAGCCGUUCCAAACUCCAUACGUAGCCUCGUCGUGA
This is a messenger RNA of Hypoxylon trugodes, 1140 nucleotides long. Its product is annotated as TauD-domain-containing protein. The transcript is spliced from 3 exons. Gene Ontology annotation, molecular function: 2-oxoglutarate-dependent dioxygenase activity. The coding region runs from base 1 to 1140 and encodes 379 amino acids. NCBI's taxonomy places the organism in Eukaryota, Fungi, Ascomycota, Sordariomycetes, Xylariales, Hypoxylaceae. Gene Ontology annotation, cellular component: cytoplasm. The record is from RefSeq and is a predicted model, not a curated record.